GCCUUCAUUCGGAGGAUGGCAGGUCCGUCCCCAAUACUCCAAUGCAAACCCCCCUUCUAACAAACCCCCAGGGCCUCCCAGGCACCAACCUCUCCCGCCUCAUCGCCCGCACUCCCAACCUCGACUGGGUCUGCGUAGACUGCGAGCACGGCCAAAUGUCCGACGACAGCAUGCACGAAGCCGUAGCCGCCAUCGCAGCCUGCGGCGUCAGCCCCAUCGUGCGCGUGCAAGAAGGCCAGCAUUGGAUGAUUAAACGCGCGCUCGACGCAGGCGCCCACGGCAUCAUCGUCCCGCUCCUGCAGACGGCCGAGGAGGCGCGGAAUAUCGUCAAAUUCUCGCGUUUCCCGCCGCAGGGGAAUCGCGGGCUCGGUAGCGCGUUGUCGAUGGAGAAGUGGAUUUCCGGCAAGACGGGGGAGGUGAAGGAGGUGCCGUGGGCGGAUUACUACGAGCACUCCAACAGCUCCAUUGUCAUUAUCGUGCAAAUCGAGACCAAGUCUGCACUGGAGCAAGUCAAAGAGAUUGCCGGCGUGGACGGGAUUGACGUGCUGUUCAUCGGUCCUAACGAUCUUGGCAACUCCAUUGGUCAUCCUAUGGUUCUGAAUGGAGGCAAGACUGCCCCCGAACUCGACCAGGCGAUUGCGACGAUCCACAAGGCCGCGCAGGACGCAGGCAAGUACAGCGGCAUGUACACCGGGACGGGCGAGCAGGCGAAGAAGUAUGCCGACGAGGGCUUCAACAUGAUCAACACCGCCAACGACAUUGCCAUUGUGAAGCAGUACUUUGCGCAGCACAUUAGCAUUGCUCAUGGGAAGUAAGGGGGGUGAAAUGUACACUUUUGCAGGCAGCUAUGUAGAUCAUUAUUAGAGA
Molecule: messenger RNA, 867 nt
Organism: Neohortaea acidophila
Lineage: Eukaryota; Fungi; Ascomycota; Dothideomycetes; Mycosphaerellales; Teratosphaeriaceae
Product: Pyruvate/Phosphoenolpyruvate kinase-like domain-containing protein
Exons: 1
Coding region: 42-815 (257 amino acids)
Cellular component (GO): cytoplasm
Molecular function (GO): aldehyde-lyase activity
Source: RefSeq, a predicted model, not a curated record